GGGAGGGCCAGGUGCGCGGGGUCGGAGCCUCCUGGCAGCCCGACCGGGAGGUGUUGCACUGAAGGUUCCCCGUCCGACUCGCCCCUUUUGCACCUCCGGAACCCGAGGCUCCGAGAGGAGACCAUACGGUUUUUCUAUAUGAGUAGAGAAGACAGUUGUUGCAGGUAAAAGACAACAUUUUUUAGGAUGUCUGAAGAUGAAGAAAAAGUGAAAUUACGCCGUCUUGAACCAGCUAUCCAGAAAUUCAUUAAAAUAGUAAUCCCCACAGACCUGGAGAGGUUAAAAAAGCACCAGAUAAAUAUUGAGAAGUAUCAGAGAUGCAGAAUCUGGGACAAGUUGCACGAAGAGCAUAUCAAUGCAGGACGUACAGUUCAGCAACUCCGCUCCAAUAUCCGAGAAAUGGAGAAGCUUUGUUUGAAAGUCCAGAAAGAUGACCUAGUGCUUCUGAGGAGAAUGAUAGAUCCUGUUAAAGAGGCAGCAGCAGCAGGGGCAGCAGAAUUUCUGCAGCUCCGUCAGGAAUCUGUAGAAGAACUUGAGAAACAAUUUCAUGAAGAAACUUUAUCACAGCCUUCUUUGACCAGAUCUAUGACUGUUGGUGGAGCAUUUCACACUACUGAAGCUGAAGCUGAUCCUCAGAGUAUGACUCAGAUAUAUGCAUUGCCUGAAAUUCCUCGAGAUCAAAAUGCUGCAGAAUCAUGGGAAACCUUAGAAGCGGAUCUAAUUGAACUUAGCCAACUGGUCACAGAAUUCUCUCUCCUAGUGAAUUCUCAGCAGGAGAAGAUUGACAGCAUUGAGGACCAUGUCAACAGUGCUGCUGUGAAUGUUGAAGAGGGAACCAGAAACUUGGGGAAGGCUGCAAAAUACAAGCUGGCAAUUCUGCCUGUGGCAGGUGCACUCCUCGGAGGAGCGGUGGGGGGUCCGAUUGGCCUCCUUGCAGGCUUCAAAGUGGCAGGAAUUGCAGCUGCACUUGGUGGUGGGGUGUUGGGCUUCACAGGUGGAAAAUUGAUACAAAGAAGGAAACAGAAAAUGACGGAGAAGCUCAUUUCCAGCUGUCCAGAUCUUCCCAGCCAAACUGACAAAAAAUGCAGUUAAAAACCAAACUUCAGUAUUAUUGGCUCCAACGUGUUUAUACUAAUGGACCUUUGUUGCUGUCGGACACUCAGCUUUUGGAACAUGAUUAUAUCAAGACUAGAGGCCUGGUGCACGAAAUUUGUGCACUUGGAGAGGGGUCCCUCAGUCCAGCCUGUGCUCUCUCCCAGUCCGGGAGCCCUUGGGAGAUGUCCAACUGAUGGCUUAGGCCCACUCCCCGCCAUCGGGUCGGACAUCCUUAGUGCUGCCACAGGAGUGAAAGAGGCUCCCGCCACCACCACUGUGCUUGCCAGCCGUGAGCCUGGUUCUGGGCUUCUGGUUGAGCAGCUCUCCCCCUGUGGGAGCGCACUGACCACUAGGGGGCAGCUCCUGCGUUGAGCAUGUGCCCCCUGGUGGUCAGUGAGUGUCAUAGUGACCAGUCCUUUCACCAUUUGGUCGAUUUGCAUAUUAGCCUUUUAUUAUAUAGGACAGUGGCUGUAGAUGCUCAAGUGGGAUUGGACUGUGACAAGUGGAUCUAUAUUUUUGUUUGCUGGAAUGUUAAUGGAAUUGAGGGGCCUGGGCUGAGGGUGUAUAAUGUUUGUCAGGUAGUUUGAAGACUGCCAGGGAGCAGAUUUUCUUCCUGGAAGUGUGAAAACUGAACCCAUAACUUUGAUAAGGACAUGUGAUGUGUGGACAUGUUGGGUUAUGAAAGAAUAGUUCCUUUCCUAACCCUGAUUUGGAGAUCCUAAGACUAAGCAUAUAUUAAAUAUGCUUUUUAUCUUCUAAAUGUAGGAGAUUAUGUAGGCCUGUUAGCAAAGAAAAGAAUGGGAGUUCAGGAGUCUUUCUUUCAAAUAGGAAAUCCAGAUCUGUCAAGGGCACAGGUGAAAUACAUGGUAGAGUCAUUGGAUGAAACUAUCGCAGUUUCCUAUAGGCCCACUAUAUUUUCUGAUGAAGGAAACUAAUAGUGAAAGAAAGGCCCAACUUCUCUUUUAAACAUCUUAAUCUGUGACACUGACUCUCUGAACUCUUCCCUCUGUCUCUCUUUGAAUAAAGACAAAAUCUCAAGUGGUAGGAGACAGUGUUAUUAAGCCAACUGUUUGUCAUUUUGUCUCUUCACAAAAGUAAUGCCCUCUGCCUUCCUUCCCUUGUAUUUUUCAAAAGUUCUUUGACUUGUGGGGUGAAUUCUAUCCAUGUGUAAUAAGGGUUUUUCUCAUAAUUUGCUUUUUUAAAAUAUAUUUUUUAUUGAUUUCAGAUGCAAAGGGAGAGGGAGAGAUAGUAACAUCAAUGAAGAAAGAAUCAUUGAUCAGCUGCUUCCUACAGGCCCCACACUGGAGAUUGAGCCCAUAACUCAGGCAUGUGUCCUGACCGGGAAUAGAACCAUGACCUCCUGGUUCAUAGGUUGACGCUCAAACACUGAGCCACACCAGCCAGUCCUAAUCUGCUUUUUAAAAAUUGUCUCCCAUCUUUAUUCAUCCUUUCCUAUAAUCUCUAGAUAAGAGAGGGAGGGAGGCAGGGAGAAAGAGAUCUCCAAAUUGUUAGAAUUUGAGCUAAAAUAUAAGCAGGCAGGGAAUAUGCCAGAUCAUUUCCUGGGGCAUCUUCCAAUCUCAAGUGGCUGAUGUACCUGCCACACAGGGAGUUUCUAACCCCAGGUCUUUUCAGCCAGCCCUUGGUGAAGCUAAGAACUAGCUUUCUACCUCAUAUCUCUUAUUACCAUCCUUUUCCCCAGGCUUUGCUAUCUCCUGUGCUUUCCUUCACUUUCACAGCUGCUGUUUCUUCCCAAGAGUGGCAUUCUGCUUGCCUUUUCUCAUAUUCAAGUUGAUGAUGGACAAAGCCUGGUGCCAACUCUCAGUCCUGAUGGAUUUGUGGUGCUAAUUCCAACACUUGACAUUGACAGCAAGCUUGGCCCAGCCCAACCCAGUGUCUAUAUCAAAGAGCAAAAAGGUUUUAAAUUUAGAAAGAAAGAAUUUAAGGUUCCAGGCAGCCUCACCCUUAACCUCCAAUUCAUUUGAAAUAGGAAAGAACCACCUUUUGCCUUACUCUUUUUUUCCGAGGACAGAGGAAAGGGUACCAACACCACAAAAGAUCUGCGCUUUCUCUGCUCAGGAGCCAGAGGCAUCAGGCAGCGGAAUGGUUUAUCAUUUCUCUCUUGCUGAGCUUACUUUUAACAACUGUUAUUGAUUGCUACCUUUUAUUUCUGUCUCUAAAGAGACCUUUCUCCUUCAUACUUUUUGACUCUUCUCACCAAUAAAUUCCAAAGAGAGGAAGCACCAUUUCUUAUUGUCCUUAAAUAACUGUACAAUAUCAAGAACUGUAUUGCUGCCUGUUGACUUGUUACUUUAAUACCAAGAAGGAAGUACUUUGAACAAGUGUCAGAUUCUGAUUCAGUAUUUGAUACUGAUACCUGUGAGGUUGGGAUAAUUACUUUUGAGCUCCACUUUUUAAAAUUUUCUGAUCUAUGUCCCUUUAACACAAGUCGUUCAAACCAGAAUGAGGAUCAGAAUUACUUGGGGUGCCUGUUUAAAAAAGAUUCCUAACCUUCAGUCCCACAUGUGAUUCUAAUGGUCAAUCUAGCCUGAUCAGCUAAGAUUACAAAUUUAAGACAGUUACAUCAAGAUUCAGCUGUAUCAUUGAAUUCUAUAAUUCCUAGUAUUCCCUUCAACAAUGCCCAGUCUUCAUCUCUGCAUAUUAUUCCCACUCCAUGCUUUAAAGCCCAUGCUCUUAACAUAACUAGGGAGUCAUUAUACUGUCAGGCUGUUUUUUAAAAAAAACAUAUUUUAUUGAUUUUUUACAGAGAGAAAGGGAGAGGGAUAGAGAGAAACA
Myotis daubentonii (Daubenton's bat) is the source of this 3888-nucleotide messenger RNA. It is a transcript of the gene STX17, whose product is annotated as syntaxin 17. Gene Ontology annotation, biological process: exocytosis; vesicle fusion; intracellular protein transport. Gene Ontology annotation, molecular function: SNARE binding; SNAP receptor activity. Gene Ontology annotation, cellular component: autophagosome membrane; endomembrane system; plasma membrane. The coding region runs from base 187 to 1092 and encodes 301 amino acids. The transcript has 8 exons. NCBI's taxonomy places the organism in Eukaryota, Metazoa, Chordata, Mammalia, Chiroptera, Vespertilionidae. The record is from RefSeq and is a predicted model, not a curated record.